CAAUCACGUUUUUAGUGUUCACGCUCCACCUCAUUUCUUUUCCUUCCGUUUCGUUUUUUAAACGCAUGAUAUGAUCCAUCCAGAUUAUAUAAAUGCUGGCUGGCAUUCACGUUUAUCUCAGUUCCUGAAAAUCCCGAGCACUGAUGCGACUUGGAGGAGAUCUAUAUAAACGCUUAUAGAUAGAGCAGAGACGUACACAGACACGUAUCCCGAAGGAGAAGAAGAGACAUGGACGCGGUAAAGGGGAGUGCCGGAGUGAAGAUAAAGAUCGGAGUGUGCGUAAUGGAAAAGAAGGUGAAAUGCGGCUCAGAGGUUUUCUCUGCUCCAAUGGGGCACAUUCUGGACAGAUUACAGUCAUUCGGCGAAUUUGAGGUUCUGCACUUUGGUGACAAUGUUAUCCUUGAGAGUCCAAUUGAGAGCUGGCCAAUCUGCGAUUGUUUGAUUGCCUUCCAUUCUACUGGUUAUCCUCUGAAGAAGGCUGAAGCAUAUGCUGCAUUAAGAAAGCCUUUCCUUGUAAAUGAAUUGGAGCUACAACAUCUUCUCCAUGAUCGAAGGAAAGUGUACGAGCGUCUUGAGAUGUGUGGAAUUCCAGUCCCAAGGUAUGCUUGUGUAAAUAGGGAAGUACCCUAUCAAGAGCUAGAUUAUUUCGUUGAGGAAGAGGAUUUUGUUGAAGUUCACGGGAAUCGCUUCUGGAAACCUUUUGUCGAGAAACCUGUUGAUGCUGAUGACCACAGUAUAAUGAUAUACUAUCCCAGCUCAGCUGGGGGAGGAAUGAAAGAAUUAUUCAGGAAGGUCGGUAACCGCUCAAGUAAGUUCCAUCCAGAGGUUCGAAGUGUCAGGCGUGAGGGCUCCUAUAUUUAUGAGGAAUUCAUGCCUACAGGAGGAACAGAUGUUAAGGUUUAUACUGUUGGCCCCGAGUAUGCACAUGCAGAGGCAAGAAAAUCCCCCGUUGUUGAUGGUGUUGUAAUGAGGAAUCCCGACGGAAAAGAGAUCAGAUAUCCUGUUCUUCUUACCCCUACUGAGAAGCUGAUGGCAAGAGAAGUUUGUAUUGCCUUUAAGCAGGCUGUUUGUGGAUUUGAUCUCUUGCGUAGCAAUGGGCGUUCAUAUGUCUGUGAUGUCAAUGGGUGGAGCUUUGUGAAGAAUUCCUACAAGUAUUAUUACUCUAAGAGAUGUUUGUAGUUGUCCUUCAUGACAUUUGGAACUCCAAAUUACAUCACAUGAUGAAAUAAACUAUGUUUUUUAAGUCCUUCAUAUAAGUAUUUGUCCAAAACAAAUACUUAUAAGAUGGAAAGAAAUGGUGACUUGAAUAAUUCACGCAUGCAUUAGGUUGAAGGAUAUGCUAGUAGUAAUUGCUUCUUUUGUCUGCGUGUACAUGUAGAUGAUCAUUGACUUGCUGUUAGUGCUAGCUGCAUUAUACUAUGAUGACGCUGCUUGUGUGUUGAGAAAAAUGUUUCUAAAUGCAAAAGCCCCACAUCUUUCAUCAACUAAUCCACCAACAUUGCCAUGCACAUCUAAUGAACCAAUUCAGCCUUCGGAAGGUUUAACACGCCAAGGGAGUGGACUUAUUGGCACAUUUGGGGAAUCUGAAGAGCUACGCUGUGUAAUUGCAGUAAUUCGACAUGGUGAUAGAACUCCAAAGCAGAAAGUGAAGUUGAAGGUUACUGAGGAAAAGCUGUUGAAUUUGUUGUUGAAAUACAAUGGAGGAAAACCUAGAUCUGAGACAAAGCUUAAGAGUGCUGUUCAGCUACAAGACCUCUUGGAUGCCACAAGAGCACUGGUGCCACAAGCUAGACCUGGUCAGGAAAGUGAUAGUGAAGCAGAAGACCUAGUUCAUGUAGAAAAACUUCGCCAAGUCAAAGCUGUACUCGAGGAGGGGGGGCAUUUUUCGGGCAUUUAUAGGAAAGUUCAAUUAAAGCCGCUAAAGUGGGCUAAAGUUGCAAAACCUAAUGGUGAAGGUGAAGAAGAGAAACCUGUGGAAGCUCUUAUGGUCCUUAAAUAUGGUGGUGUUCUUACUCAUGCUGGCAGAAAGCAGGCUGAAGAGCUGGGAAGAUAUUUUAGGAAUCAUGUCUAUCCUGGUGAAGGUACAGGCUUGCUUCGUCUCCACAGUACUUACCGCCAUGAUCUUAAAAUAUACAGCUCGGAUGAAGGGCGUGUGCAGAUGUCAGCUGCUGCUUUUGCCAAAGGACUUCUAGACCUGGAAGGGGAGCUGACACCCAUACUUGUCUCCCUGGUUAGCAAGGAUGCUUCUAUGUUGGAUGGACUUGAAAAUGCCAGUAUUGAGAUGGAAAAAGCAAAGGCUAAAUUGAAUGAAAUUAUAACUUCUGGAUUAACAAAAGUUCAUAGUAACGGAUCAUCAGAGAAGCCCUGGAUGGUUGAUGGAGCCGGAGUCACUUCAAAUGCAUCUGAGUUUCUCCCAAAAUUGGUGAAAUUGACUAAAAAAGUGGCGGAACAAGUUUGGGUUCUUGCAAAGGAUGAAGCUGAGGAACUCUCUGAGACAAGCUCGUGUGAUGUUAUUCCCCCAUAUGAUCAAGCUAAGGCACUUGGUAAAACAAACAUAGAUGUUGAUCGCAUUGCUGCUGGUUUACCAUGUGGCAGUGAGGGAUUCCUUCUAAUGUAUGCAAGGUGGAGAAAACUUGAAAGGGAAUUGUAUAACGAACGCAAAGAACGCUUUGACAUCACGCAGAUUCCAGAUGUGUAUGAUUCAAGCAAGUAUGACCUUUUGCAUAACUCACAUCUAAAACUUGAAGGGUUACAUGAACUUUUCGGGGUUGCAAAGUUACUUGCAGAUGGUGUUGUUCCUAAUGAAUAUGGGAUAAAUCCACAACAAAAGCUAAAGAUUGGCUCAAAGAUUGCUCGCCGCUUGUUAGGGAAGCUUUUGAUUGAUUUGAGGAAUACACGCGAAGAGGCGAUUAGUGUAGCUGAGUUGAAGAGAAAUGAGGACCAUGAUCCAGUAAUUGGUAAGGAAACUGCAGAUUAUCAUCUGAAGCCUCGUGCAAAAACUGAAGACCCAAGAAAAUCAGGCUUCACCAGUGAAAAAUCGAUAGAUCAGGAUGAGGAUGAUGAUAAAGAGACUAAGUAUCGCUUGGACCCAAAAUACGCAAAUGUGAGAACACCCGAGAGGCACGUAAGGACACGACUUUACUUUACAUCGGAAUCCCAUAUUCAUUCCUUGAUGAAUGUCAUCCGUUACUGCAAUUUGGAUGAAUCUCUUCAAGGAGAAGGAAGCCUUGUUAGUGACAAUGCCUUGGAGAAAUUAUUUGGAACAAAGGAGCUUGACUAUAUGAGCUACAUUGUUUUAAGAAUGUUUGAAAACACGGAGUUGGCACUAGAAGACCCUAAGAGGUAUCGUAUAGAAAUGACUUUCAGCCGUGGAGCAGAUAUAUCAUCUUUGGAGGAAAACGAUGUAGAGGCUGCUAGUACAUGGCAUCAGGAACACAAAUUGCCAAUAAUGGGAGCUGAGAGGCUUCAAGAAAUGGAGUCAUAUCUAACGUUGGAGAAGUUGGAGAAGAUGAUGCUGCCAUUUGCAAUGCCAGCCGAGGAUUUCCCCCCGCCAUCAACACCACAAGGAUUUUCAGGCUACUUCUUGAGAAGUGCUGCUGUGCUAGAGCGAUUAGUAAAUCUUUGGCCCUUUCAUAAACAUGGGAACAGUAAAUGAAAACAAAGUGCAGGCUAUUUUUUGAAAAUAAUAGGACCUGAAUCUACUAACACAUCAGAAGUUGUAGAAGAUGAUGAUGCGUCCAUUUGUCAACAGGAAAAUUCCAUUUUAAUUCUCUCAGCGGUUUAGUAGACUGUUUUGUUCAACUUCAGAUCCAUCAUUGAUUCAUGAUUUCAUGUACUUUGGAAGUUGAAAAGGAUGAAAUAGUGUUCACCCCUGCCUUGAUAAAUUUGUUUGUAUAUGUUUCUGAUCUACCUAUAUAGAAAGGUUCCAUCACAAUAGAAACUUAUAUUGACUUCGUUUGUUUUUUGGAGGUUUCGCUCCAAACCGCUGCUUUUUGCAGCGGUUCACGUUGUAAAUAGUUGGCGGUUUGGGCAAAUCCGCCAAUAUCCAAACAGGGCCAUUGUCUCAAUUGUUUGUUGGAUACGUUGCAUUGUAGCCAUUGUGGGGGUGGCUAAAAGUCGUUAGGGCAAGAUGUGUUACCAGGGCAUUUUCGCUGGUUCAUUUCACAUCUCUCAAACGUAUCUUCUUUUUUAUUCCUAAGCAUAAAUUUCUGCCAUAUUUGGUGAAUGCCUUCAUUUUCUCAGGUUUUUUUUUUUCCCAAAAAGUGAAGCUUUCAAGGAGGAAAGUGAUUAUACAAAAAAUGUCCCAUACCAAAUCCUCCUAUCCUUGCUUAAACACUUUUUGAAAAUCCCCAAAAAUCUUCUCAUUUGUUUUAAUGUAAAGAACUGUGUUGUUUCCUUCCCUUUUUGAGAAAUGUCAAUAACAUGUCAAAUUGCAUUUUGAUUUUUUUUUACCAGAUACUACCUCCGUAACUUAAAAAUCUUCCCAUUUCAAAAGUAGGUAG
Molecule: messenger RNA, 4502 nt
Organism: Cuscuta epithymum
Lineage: Eukaryota; Viridiplantae; Streptophyta; Magnoliopsida; Solanales; Convolvulaceae
Source: the annotation of a GenBank genome assembly